AUGUCCACAACACUAGACCAACAAAAAGAGGCCGCAUACACCCUGCUCUCUGGUAUGCUCACAAGCGUCCUACAAAAAGAGUGGAAAAUAACAGACCGUCAUUCGGCACAGUCCGCCCUCCUCGACAUACUACUCCUCCCCAAGCCAGCGCGAGCCCCAACCCCAGGUCCCAUCGCCCCCAUCAAGAUCCAGAAACAAAGCAUCUUCCGCCUAGGCAGCCGUACAUUCGACCUCGGCCCCGAACACGACUCAUCCGCCAGUUCCUCCGACGAUGAUGGUGACGCUCCGAUCCGGAAUGCGCGUCAGCUUAAGAGUGAGAUGCGUAGGGUUAAUGCGAUUCAGAGGCGUGCGAAGAGGAGGGAAGAGAGGGGGAGGAGGAGGAUUGAGAUGCAUCUUGGGAGGAUGGAGGGGGUAGUGGAAUUUGAGACGGAGACCAAGACUGUGGGGAAUACGAAGAGUGUUGCGGGGACCCCGGUGAGGAUGCUGAAGGAGCUGGAGGACUACAAUAGUCCUGCGAGGGGAAGUCUGUCUAGCGAUGCGCUCAUGUCGCCGCGAAGUGCUGAGUUCAGUUCGACGGCCAGUGAGGCUAACCGGGGGGUUGAGGAGUACGAUGGCGUUGACAGUCCCAUGUCCGAACCCGUACAGGCACCCAGGCGACUACAGCGCGCGGGGCCUCACAUCAAGUAUGUCAAGCCGGCAUCUAGCCAGCGACGCGGCCCUGCUCAAAAAGAUUACCUAGGCCGACCACAGCGCCACUGCAGCGACUGCGACCGUACGUUACUGGCCUCACACUGGACAUGCCACGUCAAAGGCCGAAUGCAUCAGGACAAUGCAGCUCGGGACAAGCAAUCCCCUCCGGUGCAGGGCACCAAGACUAGACAAGAGUAUAUGCGGGGCUUGAAGCAGUAUUGCGUGUACUGUGACCGUCAGGUCCAUUCGAGGGGCUGGGGCGGUCAUUUGAAGGCAAGAGCGCAUUUGGAGAAUGUGGCGAAGGCGAAAGCGGAGGAGGAAGAGAGUGUGAGGCUUCAUGCACCGACACCGGAGUCUGUGGUGCUGUCUGUGGAAGAGGAAGAGAAAGAGCAGAAAGAGGAGGAAUAUGAGGAUGACGGCUUCGGCGAAGAAGGAUAUGAAUAUGGUCACUAUUGCGAUGACUGCGAGGUCACGUUCGCUGGUGCGAACUGGGCGCGGCAUUUGAGUUCGGCAGGCCACGUGUUUAAUGUCAUUAAAAACUCUCCGGGGGAUGAGGAUAUGACGUCCGAUGACGAUGAGGAGGAGGAAGAAGAAGAGGAAGAGGAGGAAAGCAUGGCAGACUAUGAUUCUGCCACUGAUGGGGAGAGCAUGGUGUAUGAUGAUGCGACGGAUGAGGAUUCUGCGUCGCCCUCGCCAUCGCCAUUGUCUUCACCCUCGGCGGAGGAAGACGAGGCCGUAUCCAAUGAGAGAAUCACAUUCCCCCACGACGGGACACCGGUUGCCGACCUCGCCUCAACCCCCUCCCUCACAUCUUCGCCCACCUCCCCUGCUUCCCUCUCUUUCUCGCCUAAUUUCACUCCCGCUAGUCCCGAAUUUAAUUCAGGAGUGAACUUCUACUGCGAAAUCUGCAGGGUCACUAUCUUGUCUGCGGAUCCCUGGGAGAUUGAUGAGCAUGUGGCUGAUCAUGCGUAUGAAGUGAGUAAGGAGGCUGAGGUGACCGGGACAGGAGGGGAUUGGUUGAGUCAGUUGAGGGAGGCUGCUGGAAGAGUGAAGGAGGUGGAGGAGGUGGUGGAGGAUAUGGAGAUCGAGGUUGAGCAGGGUGGCAUGGAAUGUCAAUACAAUGGGUGGGCAUGGAGAACGGGUACGGAUGGUAAGGUGCUUGGGAGUAUACGGCGUAGUCCGUCUUGUUAG
Messenger RNA from Alternaria triticimaculans, 1881 nucleotides. RefSeq lists its product as uncharacterized. The record is from RefSeq and is a predicted model, not a curated record. Lineage: Eukaryota; Fungi; Ascomycota; Dothideomycetes; Pleosporales; Pleosporaceae. The transcript has a single exon. Bases 1 to 1881 code for a protein of 626 amino acids. Gene Ontology annotation, molecular function: nucleic acid binding; zinc ion binding.